Molecule: messenger RNA, 6709 nt
Organism: Mesocricetus auratus (golden hamster)
Lineage: Eukaryota; Metazoa; Chordata; Mammalia; Rodentia; Cricetidae
Gene: Mob1b
Product: MOB kinase activator 1B
Exons: 6
Coding region: 144-794 (216 amino acids)
Biological process (GO): hippo signaling; positive regulation of protein phosphorylation
Cellular component (GO): nucleus; cytoplasm
Molecular function (GO): protein kinase activator activity
Source: RefSeq, a predicted model, not a curated record
CGCCCCCCUUCGCCGGCCGCUGGGAGUACCGAAGCCUAAGAAGUCGGCGACCGCCCCGCAGCCGCGCGUCCUCCUCCCGUCGUCGCCGGCCGCGCCGCCCCAGGCUUCGCUCUGCCGAGCCCGCAGCCCACGCCGCGGCCGACAUGAGCUUCUUGUUUGGUAGUCGCUCUUCUAAAACUUUUAAACCAAAGAAGAACAUCCCAGAGGGUUCUCACCAGUAUGAGCUCUUAAAACAUGCAGAAGCCACACUUGGCAGUGGCAACCUCCGGAUGGCCGUCAUGCUUCCUGAGGGAGAAGAUCUAAAUGAGUGGGUUGCAGUUAAUACUGUGGAUUUUUUCAAUCAAAUCAAUAUGCUUUAUGGAACCAUCACAGACUUCUGUACAGAGGAGAGUUGUCCGGUGAUGUCAGCUGGACCAAAAUACGAGUAUCACUGGGCAGAUGGAACAAACAUAAAAAAGCCUAUCAAGUGCUCUGCACCAAAGUAUAUUGAUUACCUGAUGACCUGGGUUCAGGACCAGCUGGAUGAUGAAACAUUAUUCCCAUCAAAAAUUGGUGUUCCGUUCCCGAAGAAUUUCAUGUCUGUGGCAAAAACAAUUCUCAAACGACUCUUUAGAGUUUAUGCUCACAUUUAUCACCAACAUUUUGAUCCUGUGAUCCAGCUUCAGGAGGAAGCACAUCUCAAUACAUCUUUCAAGCACUUUAUUUUUUUUGUUCAGGAGUUCAACCUUAUUGACAGAAGAGAACUUGCACCACUCCAAGAACUGAUUGAGAAACUCACCUCAAAGGACAGAUAAAAGGAUGAAAAGCUGCAAAUUCUUCCUCCACUGGAGCUGUGUGGGUGUAUUUGGGCUUUUGUUAUAUUUUGUUUGUAUCUGGAUUGUUUGUCUUAGGUUUUGGGGGCUUGCUUGGGUUCCCUUUUCUCUUCUUAAUAUAUAAAAUCAUAUUUUGUUGCUAGAAGAAGCCAAGAAACAUUCUCUACAUUUGAAAAGGGCAAAUUUUGUCUUAGUGGUAUACAGUAUUUUCUUUUUAUUAACCUGGUUUUGGUUACUUGAGGACUUUUUAUGAUCCUGUAUGCUGGGAACAACUGGCUGAGUGAAAUGCAGAUGGAUUGGAUUCUGUGCUGUGUAAAUUGUGGCCCACUUGGAAGUUCCUAAAAAAGACUUAUGUGUUCUUAAGUGCCUUGAUGGCUCACUUCUGAGGUGCAAAGCACAGAUAUAGGACGGAGCAGAGCUUGAAACAAUAUUAGGAUUUCUAUCUAGGGCACUUACUUGUGCAUGUUGUAAAGUAAUCUGUUAUGAAAGCCAUAGUUUACUCAAGUUGAUGAUGUCCAGCUUUUACUACAUUGAAAAAACAUAAUUUGUAAAGUUGUGCAUGUAGAACAUAAAUAUAAAACAACAAAAAUAUUUCUUAAUUAUUUUUGACAUAAUUUGUAAAGGUGUGCAUGUAGAACUAAGUGUAAAACAACAAAAUUCUUAAUUAUUUUUGAUAUUGACUAAUAUGUUCUGUUCAAUGGACAUUUAAAGUUCUACAAGCAGGUCUUUUUCCAUCUUUUAAUAUCUGUGAUAUUGUAAUUUGAGGAUGUUGAAAUGUAAUAGCUAUUGCAUUUCAACUUCUUUUUACAUGUUAAGUGUAAAACUUCAGGUUAUAUAUAGACUUGCCAUCUUCAGAAAGAUUGCUGAACUGUGAGGUCUCCUAGCGAUUGCCAAAUGAGCCAUAAGUGCAGAAUCCCCUUAUACUUCAAAGAGGGAAGAAAAAUGAGAAUGGUCGGUGGCAGGCAUUAGUUGUUUGGGAAAUCAAAAAAGAAAGGAUUAAGUGUGGGGAGUCAAAUUCUAGAAAGUGGGGUAGAAUAGUGUUUAUUACUUAUAAACAGAGUCUUGAAGACUUCCUUUUAGAAAUCAGCUUCCAUGAGAAGUUAAAAAUAAAUACUUAGUUUUAGGUACAGACAUUAAACAUGAAAUUUAAUGACUAUAUGGGAAAAUCAAUCACUUUUUAGCAUUUCCAUUCAGUGAAUGGAGCUGGUAUUUGCCUGUCAUUUUAAAUGAUAACACUACCUUGAUUAUUGGUGCAGUAUGAAGCAUCCUGACUUCUUAUUUUUCCACUGUGAAAUCUCUUUUCUUUGUGGUGAUAUCAAGUAAUGAAAAUGCUAGCUUAGUAGUUAAUAACUUCUAAAUUUUAGUUGACAUGACAUUCUGUUGAAUUGUCAUCAUCAAUAACAAGUUCAGGAAUUUGGUUUUUAUAUUAAAUGUUGAGCACCCCCUUCAGUUUUGUUCUUGAGAAAUACUCUGCAGACUCUGAGUUUUAAUUUUGUCAAUUUGGAUAAAUCUGUUUCCCUCAAAAUUUUCUCUCUCUCUCCUUUUCUCUCUGUAGUUAGAGACACAUACCUUUCCUCUAGUAAAGUAGAAAUGCUUGCUCUGAAUUUGUAUGCAAAUACAUAGUGGAGGAGUCGAAAAUUAAGUCAAUUUGGUUUUGUCAUUAACAAGAAUACAGUAAUAGAAUUGAAUGCCCUUGCAACUAUUAUCACUAGGAACUGCCUUUUUCUCCAUUUCAUUUCUCUAAUGGUGAUUGCUCACCAAGUACCAAUAAUAAGGAACAAAAGAGCUUGGAAGAGGCAGAUAAUACUGAACAUUUAUUAGUAGUGCUUAUUUAUGAACUGACAGCUAGCUGAUUUUCUUAAAAUAAUUUUUUAGUAUCUAGAUAUCAGGCAUUAUGAGAUGCUUCAGAAUUCUGAUGUGAGUCCUCUCUGUUCAGGAAAUGAAGCCCAUAAUUACUGAAACAGUCUUCCAUAGUAUAUUUACUUCAUAUCACCCUAGUAACAAGGGGCUUCCAUAGCAGCACCAUGUAGAGAGAAGAGUGAGAGGUUGUUUCUGGUCCUUUAAACCUUACGUACAGUAACAAUGGAAAACUAGUCCUAGAAAUGAGUGCUUGGUAGUAGGAUUUGCCUUCCCACCACAUUAGGUAGGAGUUAUUUUCACUGUGCCAGAAUCUCAGGUGCCAUGGUUCCAAGAGGUCCCUCAGUUUGUGGGAAAUAAUUCAUGGUGUGUGUGUGUGUGUGUGUGUGUGUGUGUGUGUGUGUGUGUGUGUGUGUGUGUAGAAAGAGUAGAAAUACUUUGUGCAUGCGUGUGUGUGUGUGUGUGGAGAAAGAGUAGAAAUACUUCGCGCAUGCGUGUGUGUGUUUGUGCGUGCGUGUGUGUGCAUGCACGUGAGUGCGUGCGUGUGUGUUGAGAAAGAGUAGUUCUCUUGAAGGCCUGGCAAGUGUACAUGGUGGUAAAUGGCUAUAAGUAAGGAAACACUAGAAGUCAAGAGAAAGUCAGUUUAAUAAAAACUUGCUUUGAGAGCACAAUGCCCUUUUAUAAAAUAAGAAUCAAAGUUUAUUUUGCAGGAGAGCUUGCUUAUAAAUGUUUCUUAGAUUCUUUUCAGAUCUGUUAAUUUAUAAAUAAUUAUCUCCCUUUUUUUUCGUCUCUUUUUUUGAGACUGGGUCUCUCUGUGUAGCCAUGGCUAGCCUGGUUGAGACCAGGUUGGUUUCAAAUUCUCAGAUCCCUUGCCUGUGCACCCUAUAUGCUGGGAUUAAAAUUAUGCACCACCACACCUGGUUACUCCAUUUUUUAUACAGUUGUAACAGUUCAAGUUAGUUUUCCUCAUUUUUUCAUAGGCUCAUCCCAUACAAUUGGGUGUAAUAAAGUAUCAUUAGGUUGUUACAGUGCUUUGAUUACAUGUGGAUAGGAUGAAGCAAGUUUUAGGAAUGAUUUAGAUAUCAGAGUCAUGGGGAUGAAGAGAAACUGACUGAGUGAAAUGUUUGUGGUUAACAGUAGGUGAGCUGCUGGCCUUAUUCACUCGCUGACUUUUUUCUUCUCUUCCCACAAAAGCCAUGCCUGAGACUGCCCCCAGACGUGAGCAUGAAUGUGUUGGUGGGUGGCUUUGGAGCUCUGUGUAUCUGAAAAUGAGUUUUAGGUUGUUGCCGAUUUCAACUCUCUUAGUCAUUGUAAAUUCUAAAUGGUCAACAUAAAAUGUAUUAGGUAGCAGAGUAUAUAUAUAUAUAUAUAUAUAUAUAGUAUGUUUCUGGAUUAUCAGGAUGGAUGAAGCACUACAGGCUCUUCCCAGAAAAAAUAGGAAUAUGGUAUUUAUAUUUUGUAUAUGUACUCACUAGGUUCCCAUUUUAUGUAAUGAGCAUUUUCCUUGCUAUGGGAAAAGUAGCAAAACAACAGAUUUCUUUUAUAGCUUUGUCUACAUCCUCUCUGAGAGAGGUUUUGAUAACCACUGAAAUAGUAGAUUAUGUGAGAUGCAAAUACUAAGUUGUGGAACUUUCUUUUAAAAUGAGUAUGUUGUACAUUAAUGUCCAAAUGAGAGUUGACUUUCAAAGCAGUUCUCUUUGGACCACUGUUUAUUUCAAUUCUGUUGCAAAGUAUGUUUCUAGAACUUUGUAAUGUGUCAUAGGUGCUUUGAGAAUUGGCUUAUGACCAUGUAAGAAAAAGAACCUUUAUUUUUUCAGUUGCACAAAAACAAUAUUCGAAGCUUACUAGAACCCACAUUAAUUACUAAAUCAAGUUUACUAACUUGGCUUUUCUCUGAGAACCAAGCCAGUGUGGUAAUCAAGAGUGUCUUUUAGGCUCUAAAUCUUUGGAGAAGACUGCUAUAGACAUUGACUGCAUCCCAGAAUAGAAUGCUUUCCUGGUGUCACAGCUGGAAGUAGGAAUCACCAUGUACAUGUGAAAACAUUUUUAAAAUUCAAUUUAACUACUUUGUAUUUAAACAGAAUUGUAAACCUAAGGUCUUUCUCUAGAACUUGCUCUGUUUCUUCCCCCUCCCUUUUCCUUAAAACUUUUGAAUUGAGUAGGACAGUUUUGAUUGAGAGAAUAGUGUGAAAAAGUGAGCGCAGUAUUUAAAACAGCAGUUCAAAGAAACAAACCCUUUACCUCUGUUGUAUUACCUCUGUUGUAUUCUGUUUUAUUUUAAACAGGUUUUUCUUUCAAUUGACUUUAAUUAAAGACUAGAUGUUGAUAUACAGGAAAAUUAUGAUAAAUUUUAUUAUGCAAAGUUUUAACCUAUCAUGAAUAGCAUUGGAAAUAAUGUAUUCAGCACAUAUUAUUCAUAACAUUAAAUUCUGAUUGUUUUUUGAAAAUAUACUGGAUCGAAAGUUCAUUUGUAAUUUGGAAUGUGAUUGUGUACUAGGAAAACAUCUUAUUUUGAAACUCAGCUCAGUCUUGCUCCUAGUGGACUUUAAGCUUUGGGUUUUUGCCAUAACAGAGAUUUACCAUAGGAGCCUCUGUUACCACAUGAUUAUAUGUGAGUGAUAAAUAGAGGUCUGUUUUGAGAUUUAGUAGGAAAGUUUAACUAACAACAGACAUGCAACAGGAUUCUGAAUGCAAAUGGUUUGAAUUUUUAAGGCUUUCUUCAGAAGUUCAUCUAUGAGACUACCAUCUUCUCUGUGUACCCCUCAUAGUUGGACUUAUUUGUAUUCGGACAAGAGAGAAGAAAAUACAAACUAAAAUAGUGGGCCCUUGAUUUUAUAAGUGCUUGGCGCAAGUUCCUCACGCAGCUUCCCUCCUUCCUCACCUUUACAGAUGUGUCUUCCCACUCCGCAUCUGUCAUGUGCACCCGCUCACAUGCACCCGAGGCUCACUUUACAGUUUGUCAUUGUUAGCGUUCUGAAGUAUUGCUGACAUACAAGUUUUCUUUUGUUUGUUUGGCAGGUUUUUUUUUAAAUGUCACCAAAGUUGCAGUUAUUGGUGAUGUAAAGUGACGAUUUUCUAAUUUCUUUCAUAAUUAUUCUUUUUUUUUUUUUUUGGUAUUUACGACACAGGGUUUCUCUGUAUUGUUUUGGAGGCUGUCGGUCCAGCCUGGCCUUGAACUCACAGAGAUCCGCCUGCCUCUGCCUCUGAGUGCUGGGAUUAAAGGCAUGCGCCACCACUGCCCGGCUCAUAAUUAUUCUUAUAGGUGGAUAUUUCUUAUAGUUUUGCACAAAUUUGCAUUUUUGUUUCUGAAAUAGUUGUAUAGGUUGUAAAAUAUAUUAGUGCAUUGUCAUUUCAGAACACCUUUUUCCUUAAAUUGUUUUGCAGAAAUGACUAUUUUUAGGGAAAAUAGUUUUACAGCUACUAAAUUUUAUGUUAUUUUUGUAUAUGCAUAGCCAGGGUGGUGAAAUCACUAAUAUUUUAGGGAGAACCUUUGUUCUAUUUAAUUUUUUUCUACACAUUUAAGGUAUUAUUUAAAGUUGUUGGUAGAAAUAGUGUCAAUGAAACAAAAAAUAUGAAGAACACUUAAAAUCAGAGUAGCAAUCAUUUCUGAAGACAAAAAUCAGAAAUACUGCCAGUACCCAGUGAUGGAGGCAGAAGGCAGCAUUGGUAUUAUGCACUUGCUUAAGAUAUGCAUGGAGACGAGAGUCUGUUCUCGAGGGGACAGGUUCUCUAGUAAGGUAGUUAGAUGGGAAAAAAUGAUCUAAAAUAAGGACUGCAACGUGGGCGCCAUAUUGUAAAUUGUGUCAAGAUUAUGCAAAUUGUAGUUAUUGAUUAAAGUUUAAUUGCUUCAUUAUUGUUAUUUUAAAGGAAAUACUGAAUGUUCGAAAAUCUGUAAUAUGUUUUAUUUGAGAGAUGUAAAUAAUGUACACAGUCUUAUAUGUAGUGGAAUGGGAGGUAUUUAAAUCCUAGGUUUUUUUUUUUUAAGGAAGAAAAUGUUUAUAAGAAAAAAACCCUAAUAAAUAGUUAUGUUUGGCCAUGAA